AUUUCAGAUAAGUAACAGAACUUUUGCUUCUUUUUCAGAAAACUAUUAUUAAAAUAACUUUCCAGGAUAGAUAAUUAAAUUAGCAGACAUAACAUUACUCACAGUAGAAGAAUCUUGUUGGCUCUCUUCUGGUGAAUAAAAAAUAAAAAAGCCUCAAUCUGGUUUAACGGAUGCUGGGAUGAAUAGGUGGAUCCUGUAAUGAGUGGGAUGUUUAGUCCACUAGGUGGCAGUAAUGGGAUUGUAUAAAGUUAAGUGCAUUUGCUAAGGAGAGGUGUGGUAAUUUGAAUAUGAUGAAUGUUCCACGUGGAAUGAAGACGCCAGCACCAGUAAUACCUCUUUAUAUUGGUUUCUUGUCUGGUUAUUGAAUAAUACAUGGUACCAGGCGUGGGGUUUGAAGAACGCCAUGGACGCAAUUAAACCACCGGGCGCUUUGAAGUUUGUGUGGAAAUGUUGACGCAAAUUGGUGGACUUUCAAACAACAGUUUACGCUGUAUGUUUCAGCUAUUGGCCAAGCAGAAGCUGCAGAUGAAAGGAAGAUUGCUGUUACUUACUAUUGCUGGAGUAGACGCUGUGGAAGUAUACAACACCUUUAAUUUUGAAGAUGAGGCAGAUCAGAAGAAACUGGAUAAGGUAUUGGAAAAAUUUGAUGCUCAUUGCUUGUCAAAGAAGAAUGAGACAUAUGAGCGAUAUGUAUUUCGAACGCGAAUGCAGCAUGAAGGAGAGACUUUUGAUUGCUUUCUUACUGACCUUAAGAUAAAGGCAAAAACCUGUAAUUUUAAUGAAUUAAGAGAUUCCAUGAUUCGUGAUCAGAUUGUUUUUGGCAUAUGUGACAAGAAAGGGCGAGAAAGAUUGCUACGAGAGUCUGAACUCACCUUGGAUCAUGCUGUUGAAUUGUGCCAGUCCAGUGAAUUAGCGAGACAGCAAGUGAUGCAGUUUGAUGUUUCUUCAGCGACGUCCUCUCUGAAUGCAGCUGCAGCUAUUGAUGCCAUAUCUUUCAGAGACAAGAAACGAGAGAUAACCUUCUUAGGUAACAAGCUGUCUGCAAAAGGUGUGGAACCAGAUCCAGCUAAAGUACAAGCCCUCUUGGAAAUGCCUCCACCUAAUGACAAGAAGGGAGUUUUACGUGCCUAAGGUAUGGUAAAUUUCCUAGGAAAAUUUCUGCCAAAUCUAUCUGCCAAAACCACCCAUAUGAGAGCAUUGUUACAAAAUCUCAAAGAGUUUGUGUGGUCUUCUGUACAUGAUCAAGAAUGGAGGAGGUUAAAAGAGAUCCUGACUUCUGAACCUGUUCCUGAUUUUUUUUUAUUACACUCGUCCAAUUAAGAUCUCUACAGAUGCCUCUCAGGAUGGACUAGGAGCUGUGCUUCUUCAGGCUGGUGGAGAUUCCUGGAAACCUGUGGCCUAUGCUUCCCGAUCCCUGACGGAAACUGAAAAAAGGUACUCUCAAAUUGAAAAGGAGACUUUGGGGGUACUAUUUGGCUGUGAGAAAUUUCAUGGAUAUGUUUAUGGAUUACCUACUUUUACAGUAGAGACAGAUCAUAAACCAUUAAUAUCGAUAAUUCAAAAGAACUUAAAUGAUAUGUCACCCAGAAUUCAACGCAUGAUGAUGAAAUUGCAAAGAUAUGAUUUAAAUCUAGUGUAUACACCUGGGAAGCAUAUCAUUGUGGCUGAUGCACUGUCACGAGCACCGAUG
This is a messenger RNA of Sinocyclocheilus rhinocerous, 1690 nucleotides long. RefSeq lists its product as uncharacterized. The transcript has 3 exons. Bases 448 to 1131 code for a protein of 227 amino acids. The record is from RefSeq and is a predicted model, not a curated record. Lineage: Eukaryota; Metazoa; Chordata; Actinopteri; Cypriniformes; Cyprinidae.